This is a messenger RNA of Orbilia oligospora ATCC 24927, 1602 nucleotides long. RefSeq lists its product as uncharacterized. The transcript is spliced from 9 exons. Gene Ontology annotation, biological process: transmembrane transport. Bases 1 to 1602 code for a protein of 533 amino acids. Gene Ontology annotation, molecular function: transmembrane transporter activity. Lineage: Eukaryota; Fungi; Ascomycota; Orbiliomycetes; Orbiliales; Orbiliaceae. The record is from RefSeq and is a predicted model, not a curated record. Gene Ontology annotation, cellular component: membrane.
AUGGUGCACCUUCCCGGAACCGCAGAUACGUCGACGGCGGACGAAGACCGUCUUGCAGAACUUGGCUACAAACAAGACCUCAAGCGUGAAUGGUCUUUAAUCCAUAAUUUCGGAGCUUCCUUCUCAAUUAUCAGUGUUAUUACUGGUAUUACAACUUUGUUUCAAUAUGGAUUGACUACGGGUGGUCCUGGAGUCAUGAGCAUUGGAUGGAUUGUUGUCAAUUUUUUCACCUUCUUCGUCGGGCUGGGCAUGGCGGAGAUUGUCAGUGCGGUGCCGACAAGUGGCGGCCCAUAUUUUUGGGCAGCGGUGCUUGCGAGCGAGAAAUGGGGCCCUUUCUGUGCCUGGGUGACUGGGUGGUUUAAUCUCCUCGGUCAGGUAGCUGUAACAACAGGUAUUACAUUCGGGGGGGCGAACUUGAUCUCGACUUUAGCGACGGUGAAAGGUGGCUACGAACCUACCCCUGCCAAAAUUAUAGGGAUUUAUGCGGCAUUGCUUUUCUCUCACGCUGUUGUAAAUACUUUCGGAGUCAAAAUCCUCAAGUAUCUCAACAAUGUUUCGAUUACAUUGCAUUCAGUCGGGAUCUCUUGCAUUGCAAUCGCAGUCCUUGCAAAAGCGCCCAAGCUUCAAUCCGCUAAAUUUGUGUUCGCCACGUUUAAUGACUCUACUGGUGAUCCGGGAUGGGGCGAGAUAGCUAGCCCUGCCUAUGUUGCAAUUAUCGGUAUCUUGGUCGCCCAAUAUACUAUUACAGGAUACGAUGCAUCAGCCCAUAUGUCCGAGGAGACAAAGGAUGCGGCCCGCGCCGCUCCAUAUGGAGUUUUGAUGUCACUUGCCGUAUCGGCAUUCUUUGGCUUCUUUAUCAUGCUGGCAUUCCUGUUUAGUAUACAAGAUUUUGAAAGAACAGUUGGAAGCGAUUAUGCACAACCGGUGUUGCAAAUAUUCGUUGAUGUCUUUGGGGAGAAUGGCGCCAUUGGGUUAUUCGCGGUGAUUAUAAUAUGCGUUUGGCAUUGUGGGCUGUUCUCACUCACUAGCAAUAGCCGCAUGAUGUAUGGCUUCGCCCGUGAUGCUGGUUUGCCAAGGUGGUUUGCUCACACGGACCAAAAGUUCCAGAGCCCAAUCCGCACAAUUUGGCUUUCUGCAUUUUUGGCCUUUUGUCUGGCACUUCCCUCCCUUGGGUCAGCCGUGGCCUUUGCAGCCUGCACAAGUAUCGCAACAAUUGGGCUGUAUCUUUCAUACGGUCUCCCAAUUUUUCUCGGCCUUCUCAAUCCUACACGCUUUAAACAGAUCAAAGGACCUUUUGAUCUUGGAGUUUUGUCGGCCCCAGUUGCAGUUGUAGCCACGCUUUGGAUUACAUUUAUCACUGUUGUGUUUUGCCUGCCCGGAAUGUAUCCGGUUUCACGCGAGACUCUUAACUAUACCCCAGUCGCAGUUGGUAUUAUUGCAGUUGGCUCGAUCGGUAGUUGGGUAUUUUGGGCAAGAAAUUGGUUUGUUGGGCCGAUUCGGGAGAUUGAAGCAGAAAGGCAAGGGAUUGAUAUCAAUGAUGAUGAAGCCCUCGCAGAGGCCGAGAAGGAAGGGGUCAUACCACACGCUACCAAGCAAGCCUGA